Molecule: messenger RNA, 1309 nt
Organism: Theobroma umbraticum
Lineage: Eukaryota; Viridiplantae; Streptophyta; Magnoliopsida; Malvales; Malvaceae
Source: RefSeq, a predicted model, not a curated record
UAUAAACUCCAGAGCCACCCCAACAUCCCCUUCAAUCGUUCUCCUCAAAAAGAGCGAAAGGGGAGCACACAAAAGUGAGACAGAAACAGGGCGGGGGGGAAGUUACUUUUAUUUGCUCAUGAUGGGGAGAAUUCCAGUCAGGUUCAAUAGGAUAGCUGCGGCUUUCAAUGAAGCGGCAAUGGCGCCUCCGGUACGGCUGUGUGAGAGUAGCGGCAGCGACCACUCUCCGGAGGAUUUGACUGAUCUUUCCGAUCUGGUGAAUUCUUUUAUCGAGAGCAAUUGCGGGGUUGAAACUGAUGAGGGUAACAUUGAGCAAGAGAAAGAAAAUGAGAACGAUGGAACAGAGGGUUAUUGGUCAGAGUCUGAGACCAAAGAUAUGUUAAAGCGUUUAAUGGUUAAUAACAUCUGUGAUGGGAACGAAGAUGAUGAAGUGAAGCAAAAGAUUCUAUUGCAGACAAAACUUGCGUGUGGGAGUAUAGGCGACAUGUCCUCUGAGGAUUUUAAACGUCAGUUGAUGUCUCGUUUGCGAGAUAACGGCUUUGAUGCUGGACUGUGCAAAUCUCGGUGGGAGAAACUCGAGCGGCACCCAGCAGGGAGUUAUGAGUAUGUAGAUGUUAAUGUGACUGGAACCCGUUACAUUAUUGAAGUAAAUCUUGCUGGAGAAUUCGAAAUAGCUCGACCAACCACAAGUUACACUUCAUUGAUCGAUGUUUUCCCACGGAUUUUCGUUGGAAAACAAGAAGAACUCAAGAAGAUUGUGAAGCUGAUGUGCAGAGCAAUGAGAGGAUCGAUGAAAAGUAAGGGCAUGAAGGUGCCUCCUUGGAGGCGAAACAAGUACGUGCAGGCCAAGUGGUUUGCCCAUUACAAGCGUACAACCAAUGAAAUUUCAGCUAAACAGGCAUCACAGAAAAACGACGCAGUUACAACCACAAGAUCAGUUGGGUUUGAGACGUUGCCGACGGUUUCUUACUACUGCAGAGAUACUUUUGACAGAAAGGGUGGUUUCAAAGGAGGUUAUUUGCAUGCUGCAAUUAAUUCCAACGGCAGUAUUGGUUUACAAUCAUAGUCGUUCCUGGGAAUUGCAUUAUUUGUACAUAAAGAUGGCUGUUUUUCUUUUUCCUCGUGUGGGUUUGGAGUGAUUUGCUCUGCUGGUUACAUUUUGGAAACUAGCAAAAUCCAAUUCUCAAGGCAACUCCAUCAACCUUUUUUGUCAGUUUUGGCUAGAAUUCAUGUAGAGCAAUUGCACUGCAUUGGGAUUUGGCUAUUAAAUUGUAUAUUUGUUGGGAUUUAUUGAUUUGCAAUUGAGUUA